This is a messenger RNA of Lasiosphaeria miniovina, 1877 nucleotides long. RefSeq lists its product as uncharacterized. Lineage: Eukaryota; Fungi; Ascomycota; Sordariomycetes; Sordariales; Lasiosphaeriaceae. Gene Ontology annotation, molecular function: G protein-coupled receptor activity. Gene Ontology annotation, cellular component: membrane. The coding region runs from base 168 to 1721 and encodes 517 amino acids. Gene Ontology annotation, biological process: G protein-coupled receptor signaling pathway; cell surface receptor signaling pathway. The record is from RefSeq and is a predicted model, not a curated record. The transcript is spliced from 4 exons.
UAACUCUACCCACUGUUAACCCGGAUCGAUUCUGGGGACGGUUCCUUUCGGUAUUCGUAACCGCCAGGCGGCCGGUUGAACGCAAGUCGCGCGCCCCAAGACGGGAGGCCGUGGGGAGAUAUAUAUCUGGAACUCAAGCGACGGGGGACGAUCGAACAAUAUUCAAAAUGUCGAGCAGUCGGUGUCCUACGCCCUUCCUCGAGGAAACUCUCUUCACCAACGGAGGCUUCGUGGAUGGAAGACUGUGUCAAGAACUGGGCAAUGGGUUGAGCUGCUGUCUGCCGUGCCCAAUGACCGACUGGGCGUACCCAGACAGGUUCGUCACCUUGGGCGUGGCAGCAGAAUGGGUGGCAGUCGUGGGCACAAUCUGUUGCGCCUUCCUCUUAGUCUCUUGGGCAGUUUUGCCAGUCGACAAGACGUAUAGGCAUUACCUCAGCAUAUGCCUAACUACAGCUGUCUUGUUGAUGAACCUGGGCUUUGUUGUUCCUCUGGCAGCAAAACCGGACCAGUGUUUCGACCGCAUCACGCCCAACUACCAGAAGACAAGCUCAGUAUGCGGUACAUCAGGCGCACUCCUGAUACUUGGAGGCUGGUCAGGGGUUAUGUGGGUGUUCUUGCGAGCCAUGUCGCUCCACCUGCAGAUUUGCUGGCAGGUGGUGGUCGGCCGCAACUUCAUGUGGUUUUCUCAAGCCCUAGGCUGGGGCAUCCCGGUCCUCGGUGUCAUUCUUGCCCUCACCUUCAGCGGCGUCUCGUUCCGAUUUGGAGCAACCUGCCACAUUAACCACAAGAACAGCCUUGCAGACCUCUGGAUCCCGUUGCUGAUUUUUGCGGGGUUAACUAUCAUCAUCCAGUUUGCAACAUUCGGCUACUGCAUCAAGGUCUAUCUCGCCUCGCUCGCCGACAACAGCGCGUCUACCGAGGGCUCCAACCUCCCUUCUUACACGAACAGCAUCCGAACCAUGACCCCGAAGCAGGCUUACCGACGAGUGCGGCGCGUCAUUUCGCUGCAGUGGAGAGGUAUCGCCAUCGUCCUCAUCAUUGUUUCCGACGUUAUUUUCUUCUCCGUGGUGUUUGUCUUCCAGGACAACACUGUUCAGUCAGUCAAGACGGACCAAAACAAAGCGCAAGAUUGGAUCGUCUGCAUUGCCUUUAGCGGCGGAAACAAAAAUGCUUGUCUAGACAAGGCCGGCUCGCUUGUCGUCAACAUCGCAACAGUCGGCGCAGUCUUGCUGCUCCUAGCGAUGAACGGCAUCUGGCUUGUCCUAUUGCUCGGACGCUGGACUAUGAUUACGGGCUGGCGCGAUUUGUUGAGCCCUGCGAGCCGGGCCAGGAGAGAAUUCGUCUCGGUCGACGCGCGGCUGGACGAUCUCAAGAAAGACACACGUUCGUACGAGAUGCUGUCCCGGGAUACCGGGAAAACGAUGGACGAAGCAGUAACACCCUCCGUAGUGACACCCAUCUCGCCGGCGCACAUGAGGUCGCCCUUUGGGAUCCCGCUGGGCAACCAGGAAUCCAUGACCGACGACGACGGGCGGCGAACGCCUGACUAUUUCGGGAACACGGCGAGAUAUCACGCGCCAACAAGGUCGUUCUCUAGCCCCCGACCACCGACACAGACGGUGACAUGGGAUGCGCGGGAGACAUACGCGCCGAGGCAGCAGCAACAAGGACAGUCACCAAAUGAUGAUUACGUCAACCCGCUGGGUAUGAAUAGGAUAUGAAGGAUGAAAUACAUUAAUGGAGGCGGAAGAGGCGAAUACCCACGGCAGAAAAUAGAGAGAUAAAAAGAAAAGGGGAAGACCCGAGAUGAGAGCCGAAUUGCGACACGACCGCUUGGAUUCUUCUCGUCAGAUCGCUCCGAAAGGCAGUUUCGGUCA